AUGGCUGAGAUCGAUACCGCCGUCAGCACAGGAGCCCAGCGCGACUCCGAGCUGCGUCGGAGGAACGUGCCGGAUGCGGGGAGGAGCCCAACAAAGUCCCCUCCGCAUACCGUUGACGAAGAUACAAAGAAAAGCAAGCCUCAGUCGCCUUCGUUUUUGCAUGUAUUAGCCCGCUGGGAACCGAUUAUUGCACCUAUCCUCUUGACGGCCCUUGCCAUCUUCACUCGCCUGUACCGCAUUGGUCGCUCCAAUAUUGUGACUUGGGAUGAAGCCCACUUUGGGAAAUUCGGCUCUCACUAUCUGAAACGCGAGUUCUACUUUGAUGUCCACCCGCCCCUGGGUAAGAUGCUUGUUGGCCUGUCAGGUUACUUGGCCGGCUACAAUGGUUCCUUUGAAUUCAAGUCCGGUGAGACGUAUCCCGAAGAGGUGAACUAUACCUUCAUGCGCGCCUUCAAUGCCGCAUUUGGGAUUGUCUGUGUGCCGUUGGCCUAUUAUACGGCUCGGGAGUUGAAUUUCCGGCGGGCCACCGUCUGGCUCAUCAGUCUCAUGGUGCUCUUCGAGAAUUCGUACGCGACCAUCUCUCGGUUUAUCCUCCUCGACUCGAUGCUGCUCUGUUUCACGUUCACCACUGUGAUGUGCUGGGCCCGUUUCCACCGCUUGCGACACAACAGCUUUUCAGCUGAGUGGUAUGCUUGGCUUUGCCUGACCGGGUUGAGCAUUGGCUGCGUUUGCAGUGUGAAAUGGGUUGGUUUCUUUGCCACUGCAGUUGUUGGACUUUAUACAGCUGAGGAUUUGUGGAACAAAUUUGGCGAUUUGAAGAUGCCCCAGACGACCCUCGCGAAACAUCUCAUUGCUCGCGUUGUUGGCCUCAUUGCCAUCCCGAUCCUGGUUUACAUGUUUUCCUUUUAUCUGCACUUUCUGAUUCUGGCGAAUAGUGGCCCAGGUGAUGCGCAAAUGAGCUCUCUUUUCCAGGCCAAUCUCAAAGGUACUGAAGUUGGCAAGGACAGUCCUCUGGAGCUCGCCAUGGGGUCGCGUGUCACCUUGAAAAACAUGGGCUACGGAGGAGGUCUUUUGCACUCGCACGUCCAAACUUUCCCCGAGGGCUCGCAGCAGCAGCAGGUGACGUGCUACCACCACAAGGAUGCGAAUAAUGAUUGGUUCAUAUAUCCAAAUCGACAAGAGCCAGAUUAUGAUGCCGAGGCUGAUGUGAGGUUCAUCGCCGACGGCGAUGUUAUUCGUCUCAUCCACGGACAGACGGGCCGCAACCUGCAUUCUCACGCCGUUCCGGCACCAGUCAGCAAAUCCCACAACGAAGUGUCCUGCUAUGGGAACCUUACCAUCGGAGAUGACAAGGAUCACUGGAAGGUUGAGGUGGUGAGCGAUGCUGCUUCCAGGGACCGAUCCAGAGUGCGAACGCUCACCACGGCGUUCCGACUGCGCCAUCCGGUCUUGGGUUGCUACCUCCGAGCCGGAAAUGUCAACCUACCUCAGUGGGGAUUCAAACAGAUUGAAACCACGUGUAUCAAGGAAAACAACCCUCGCGACGUGUAUACCCACUGGAAUGUCGAGUCUCACGUCCACGAAAAGUUGCCCCCUGGCGACCCUGGUUCAUACAAGUCUCCUUUCCUGAGAGAUUUCAUCCACCUGAACGUGGCCAUGAUGACCUCCAAUAACGCUUUGGUCCCCGACCCUGAUAAGCAAGAUGACCUGGCUUCGCAGUUUUGGCAGUGGCCCAUCCUGAACGUCGGCUUGCGUAUGUGUUCAUGGGACGACAAUGUUGUCAAGUAUUAUCUCCUUGGCAACCCGUUUGUCUAUUGGGGAAGCACUGCAGGUUUGGGCAUCUUUGGUUUCCUAGUCUUGUGGUAUCUGGUGCGCUGGCAGAGAGGGUACCAGGAACUUAGCAACGACGACAUCGACCACAUCCGCUAUUCUGGACUGUAUCCGGCCAUUGGAUGGGUCUUGCAUUACCUCCCGUUCAUCAUCAUGGCACGAGUGACCUAUGUUCACCAUUAUUACCCGGCGCUUUACUAUGCUAUCCUGACGUUUGGCUUCUGUGUGGAUUGGAUGACCCAAAAAUUGAGUACCAAGCUCUCCGCCGUGCUGUACACUGUCCUAUACGCCAUCAUCGUUGCGCUGUUUGUCCACUUCCGGGUGAUUGUGUUUGGAAUGGAAGGGUCCAAUGAGCAGUGGUCUCACUUGCGCUGGCUGCCCGGAUGGAGAAUUUCCAACUAA
This is a messenger RNA of Penicillium lagena, 2232 nucleotides long. RefSeq lists its product as uncharacterized. Gene Ontology annotation, biological process: protein O-linked glycosylation via mannose. The record is from RefSeq and is a predicted model, not a curated record. Gene Ontology annotation, molecular function: dolichyl-phosphate-mannose-protein mannosyltransferase activity. Gene Ontology annotation, cellular component: endoplasmic reticulum; membrane. The transcript has 5 exons. The coding region runs from base 1 to 2232 and encodes 743 amino acids. Lineage: Eukaryota; Fungi; Ascomycota; Eurotiomycetes; Eurotiales; Aspergillaceae.